Aspergillus sclerotioniger CBS 115572 is the source of this 1157-nucleotide messenger RNA. RefSeq names its product glutathione S-transferase. The transcript has 3 exons. The record is from RefSeq and is a predicted model, not a curated record. Bases 317 to 1093 code for a protein of 258 amino acids. Lineage: Eukaryota; Fungi; Ascomycota; Eurotiomycetes; Eurotiales; Aspergillaceae.
GCAUUAUAGCUACCUGCAUAAUACUUCACAUAAUUCUGUAUAUCGUAUAUCAUUCAUCGAACUCCUGCUACUGCUAUCUCCUCCUACAAAUCACAAAAAUGGGUGCCCCACCAUGGCGUCACAGAACAUCCGAGGUUGAGUCUGCAUUCAUCUCAAUCACAUUCUCGGUCUAGACUAGAGCUGUACCUAGGUUCAUACUACCCCUAUCUCAGCACUUACACCUAUACUUAUAUCUUAUCACUCCCUCAUACCAUCACUACCACUACCACUACCACCACCAACACCAACACCAACACCACCAUCACCAUCGCCCAAAAUGACCGACCCCAACAAAGGCACCAAACUCACCCUCUACUGGCUCUCCCAAUCCCGCUCCCACCGAAUCCUCUUCCUCCUCGAACUUCUACACCUAACCUACGACUUAAAAAUCUACCACCGCGGCCCGGACAAGCUCGCACCCCCCGAGCUCAAAGAAAUCCACCCGCUCGGAAAAUCCCCUCUCAUGACAAUCGAGCCCCCGAACAGCACCUCUCCAAUCGUGCUCGCCGAAUCAGGCGUCAUCAUCGAAUACCUCCUCGAGCAUUUCGGCUCGAACGCGGAGAAACCACUCAUUCCGAAACGGUACAAAGAAGGGAAUGAGGGCAUGGUGGGCCAGGAAACUGAGGAAUGGAUGCGGUAUAGAUAUUACAUGCAUUAUGCGGAGGGAUCUCUGAUGCCGUUUUUGGUGAUGCAGUUGGUUAUGGAUACUGUGAAAAACCCCCCCAGAAUGCCCUUUUUCAUCAAGCCUCUUCCGCGCCUUGUAGCAGGACAAGUGGAAAAUGCUUUCUUGACGCGGAAUAUCACCGCGCAUUUGGAGUUUCUGGAGGAUCAGUUGAGGACGAGUCCUCAGGGUGGCAAGUAUCUCUGUGGGACGGAGUUGACGGGGGCGGAUAUCAUGAUGAGUUUUCCGGUGAUUGCGAUGGCGGGGAGGGUGGAUUUGAAGGGGUUUCCGUUGUUGAAGGGGUAUGCGGAACGGAUGCAGUUGGAGGAGGGGUAUUUGGCUGCUGUUAGGAAGGUCGAGGAGAUUGAUGGGAAGUUUGAUGCUUCGUUGUAGUUUUAGCUUCGUUUUGAAGGUUAUGGGUUGGUUUGUAUGUGCUGUUAUGGUAUGUUGUUUUAUG